Molecule: messenger RNA, 2412 nt
Organism: Syzygium oleosum
Lineage: Eukaryota; Viridiplantae; Streptophyta; Magnoliopsida; Myrtales; Myrtaceae
Product: DEAD-box ATP-dependent RNA helicase 18
Exons: 11
Coding region: 76-1863 (595 amino acids)
Cellular component (GO): nucleolus
Molecular function (GO): ATP binding; nucleic acid binding; RNA helicase activity
Source: RefSeq, a predicted model, not a curated record
GAACUAAGAAGCCCGAGCCAAAAAACCCUGAGACGAAGCAGAACGGCGGAGCAGCACCGCAACGGAAGCCGUGAAAUGGACGACGAACCCCGCGACGGCAGCCGCAACCGCGCUCUGACCGCCACGCGCUUCUCCGACCUCGAGCCGCCCCUCUCCGAACCGGUCCUCGAGGCUCUGAGCCUGUCCGGCUUCGAGUUCUGCACGCCGGUGCAGGCCGCCACGAUCCCCCUGCUGUGCAGCUUCAAGGACGUCGCCGUCGACGCCGCCACCGGCUCCGGAAAGACCCUGGCGUUCGUCGUCCCUCUCGUGGAAAUCCUCCGCCGUUCCUCGCCCGCGCCUCCCAAGCGCCACCAGGUAUUGGGGAUAAUUAUUUCACCUACCAGGGAACUGUCGUCACAAAUCUACCAUGUCGCGCAACCUUUCAUUUCUACACUGUCAAGUAUCAAGUCCUUGCUUUUAGUCGGAGGAGUUGAGGUUAAAGCAGACAUGAAGAAAAUAGAGGAGGAAGGAGCGAACUUGCUGAUAGGUACACCUGGGAGGCUGUAUGACAUUAUGGAUCGAAUGGAUAUCUUGGAUUUUAAGAAUCUUGAGAUUCUAAUUUUGGAUGAGGCAGAUAGGCUCCUGGAUAUGGGAUUCCAAAAGCAGAUAACUUCUGUUGUAUCUCGCUUACCCAAACUUCGUAGAACUGGCCUUUUUUCUGCUACUCAAACUGAGGCAGUUGAGGAGCUGGCUAAAGCUGGUUUGCGGAACCCGGUGAGGGUCGAAGUUCGGGCAGAAACAAAACAACAGGAUGAUUCAGCAUCAUCACGGGAUGCAGGCCCUUCGAAAACACCUUCUGGCCUGUUCCUUGAGUAUUUAGAGUGUGAAGCAGACCAGAAACCGUCACAACUCGUUGAUUUCCUUACGAAGAACAAGUCCAAUAAAAUUAUCGUUUACUUUAUGACUUGUGCGUGUGUUGACUACUGGGGAGCAGUUCUUCCUUGUCUUUCUGCUUUGAAAGGUCUUUCUUUGGUUCCUCUCCAUGGGAAAAUGAAACAGAUUGUUAGAGAAAAAGCAUUGGCUUCAUUUACGUCACUUUCAAGUGGCGUUCUCCUAUGUACUGAUGUUGCAGCUCGUGGUCUGGAUAUUCCGGGUGUUGAUUGCAUAGUGCAGUAUGAUCCUCCCCAAGAUCCAAAUGUUUUCGUACACAGAGUUGGGCGCACAGCUAGGCUGGGCAGACAAGGAACUGCAAUUGUGUUUUUGUUGCCUAAGGAGGAAUCUUAUGUUGAAUUCUUGCGUAUAAGAAGGGUUCCCCUCCAGCAAAGGAAGUGCAAUGAUAAUGUGCUUGAUGUUGUUCCCCUGAUGCGCUCUGCUGCAAAGAAGGAUCGUGAUGUUAUGGAGAAAGGAGUUAGAGCGUUUGUCUCACAUAUUCGAGCUUAUAAGGAGCACCACUGCUCUUAUAUUUUCAGGUGGAAAGAACUCGAGGUUGGGAAGUUGGCAAUGGGAUAUGGCUUGCUGCAACUUCCUGGUAUGCCCGAGGUGAAGAACCAUUCACUUUCCACAGAGGGUUUCACUCCAGUUGAAGACAUUAGCUUGGAGGAAAUUAAGUACAAGGACAAAUCUAGGGAGAGGCAGAGGCAGAAGAACUUGCAAGCUAAGAAAGAGGCACCACAGAAAGAUCCAAAAACCCAUAAACCAAACAAGAAUGCAAAUGCCGCAUCCAAUGUCAUGAGGAAGAAAACGGCAAAACAGAGACGUGCAGCUCAGACAAUUGAAGAUGAAGAUGAGUUGGCUCGAGAGUACCGCCUUCUGAAAAAGUUGAAGAAAGGAACAAUCAAUGAAGAUGAAUAUGCCAAGUUAACAGGGACAGAAGAUUUGCUUUGAAUUGUUUGGCUGAGCCAUCUUAAUUUCAUGAAGAGGUUGAGACUUGAGACAAGGUUCAUGUUGAAACUUGGACAAUGUAGGCAUCUGCAUGACAAGCAAAUGAUGGAUGGAAGGUCAACUUGUUCCUAGAAAAGCUCAAAACUGACAACAUGAAGCCCCAAAUAUCGAGUUCGGGAUCUCUGGACGACCAUCAACUUUGCCGGCAGCCAUUGAUGCAAAUGCCUAGGGAUUAAGAGUGGAAGGACCUCAGAUAUUUUGGGACUCCAAAAAGAAACCCUUGUUCAGACAAAUCUGGUGGCUGAAGAGUAUUGAAUGACCGGAACCAGAAGGACCAUGUUUUACUUUGGCAAUUGUAGUCAUAGAUGUAAAGCCUCCAAGCAAAGCUGGGUAGUUGUUGGUACACAAUCAGAUUGAUUUAGAUGGAUGAUAGGUUUGCAUUUCUAAGGUAAAAGGGUUGUGCCUAAAGAAAGGGUAAUUGAACCUGUAAUAUUCCAACUGUUCAUCAUAGUAUGAGAAAUUAACCGAAGUAUAUUGUUCCUUUUCCUUUUA